Rotaria socialis is the source of this 717-nucleotide messenger RNA. Lineage: Eukaryota; Metazoa; Rotifera; Eurotatoria; Philodinida; Philodinidae. The record is from the annotation of a GenBank genome assembly.
AUGUGGUUUAUUAAAUUAGUUUUAUUUGUUGGAAUAUUAAAUAAAUAUUCAAAUGGAUUUUACAAGAAUUUUAAAUAUUCGUUGGAUUCAAUUUCAAUUAAAACCAAAUCAAUUCCGUGUCCAGAUAAACAAAGUUAUUGUCCUGAUAAUGAAACAUGUUGUCUAUUAUCAUCAGGCCAAUAUGGUUGUUGUCCUCUGCCUGAUGCUGUUUGCUGCAAUGAUAAUCUUCAUUGUUGUCCAAAUGGUUAUACGUGUGAUGUUGAACAUUCAAGAUGUCAAAAAGGAUUUGUAAAUUCUUAUGAUAUUUUAUGUCCUGAUCAUGAAAAAUCAAUAUGUCCAGAAGAAACAACUUGCUGUGAAUUAAAUGAUCAUUCAUAUGGAUGUUGUCCGUAUCGUCAAGCAUCUUGUUGUUCUAAUAAAAUUCAUUGUUGUCAAAAAGGUUAUUCAUGUGAUGAAUCAGGUUCAAGAUGUAUUAGACAUUUGAAUUUUAUUGAAAAACAAAAUAUUAAAAGUCAAAGGUUAAUUUCAUUGUCGAUUGUUCAAGAACAAAUAUGUCCUGAUGAGAAAACAAUAUGUUCAUUAAAUUCAACAUGUUGUCCAAAUAAAAAUGAACAGAUUAUAAGUUAUUCAUGUUGUCCUUAUUCAAAUGGUACAUGUUGUGGUUCAAAUGGUUCAUUUGUUGCCCAUACAAAUAUAUUUGUGAUGAAAAACAAUUGA